Messenger RNA from Strongylus vulgaris, 1031 nucleotides. Lineage: Eukaryota; Metazoa; Nematoda; Chromadorea; Rhabditida; Strongylidae. The record is from the annotation of a GenBank genome assembly.
AUGUCUGUUUACUUCCAACAACGAUACUACAGACAUCCACUCCAGUACAGCACAUACUAUCAGGCCCCCAGUGAAAAUGAAGAACAGCAACAGCCGGUACCACAAAAUCGUGUGGAAGUAAACCCACUAACAGAAAGAAGAGAAAGACCUCUAUAUAGGGGUGUGAAAGAGGUAAGAAGCUGCUUAGCCUACAUUUUUCAAUAUGCGAGGAAAACAGCAAAACCGGACACAAGCACAUAUGUGUGUAUGCAUUGCAAGAAAUUAAAGAAAUACACCGCCAUAAGGGUAAAAGGAGAGGACUUUCUUGACGAUCCUGUCAUGCUCGAUCAUUCGUGCCUUCCAGUAGAGCGAACGCGAGAUAAAGCGGAAAGACUUUCUUAUAAGGUAUCAAAGUUAUGCAAGAUUAUCAAGAUUAUUAUAAGUUAUGCAAGAAUAGAUUAUAUGGUGAUUUUCCAACAGUUGAGGGAAGCACUCGUACGUGCCAACGCGGAGUCAGAAGAAUUGCAACUCAGGUUCAUCGUAGACUUCGAGAUGGCAACAAUUAACGCAGCGCGACGAGUGUUCCCUCGCUUCUCUGUUGAGGGAUGUAGCUGGCAUCUCAGCCAAGCCUGGGUUAGAAAAAGAAAUAGCCUAGGACCGCUACAUUACAUGAAAGGGGAAGGAAGGUGCGGGCGCGUAAUCCGAUGGUGGCGUACGUUGAAGGGCCUGCCUUUCCUACCGAGAAGUUGUUAUCACUUGGUCAACGCUCUUCAAACACCACCUGUGGACCAAGUACACCCCGCUUAUGUGCCAUGUCAAAACUUCCUCGACUAUUUGAACAGCACAUGGCUCGCGGGGCCGUUUUCAAACAUGUGGUGUAAGUAUAUGGUCCACGAAGAGCGCACCACAAACGCAGCUGAAAACUACCACGGAAGACUGAGGAGAAUCCUCAUGAAGAAACAUCCGCCUCUGGCUUCGCUACUCCUUGUCUUCCGUGCGUUCACCUCGGUAGCGAAGGCAACUUUGAAAAGGAUGGAGGCGGUAUGUUGAGU